Vombatus ursinus (common wombat) is the source of this 513-nucleotide messenger RNA. Its product is annotated as protegrin-3-like. Bases 1 to 513 code for a protein of 170 amino acids. The record is from RefSeq and is a predicted model, not a curated record. Gene Ontology annotation, biological process: antimicrobial humoral immune response mediated by antimicrobial peptide; defense response to Gram-negative bacterium; defense response to Gram-positive bacterium. The transcript has 4 exons. Gene Ontology annotation, cellular component: extracellular region. Lineage: Eukaryota; Metazoa; Chordata; Mammalia; Diprotodontia; Vombatidae. Gene Ontology annotation, molecular function: lipopolysaccharide binding.
AUGGAGAGGAGCUGGAUCAUGCGGCUGUCACCACUACUGCUCCUGUUGCUUGGCCUGGUGCCUCCAUUUGCCGCUGCCCAGACCCAGAGCUACCUGAAUUUGGUGAACCGAUUCAUCACCAACUACAGCAAGAAUUCGAUGUCAGGCAACCUCUUCCGACUUCUGGCUCUGAAUCUACAGCCUAGGGCAAACAAUGAUCCUGCCACUCCCCAACCCCUGAACUUUACCAUGAUGGAGACCGUCUGCCCCAAUACCAAGCAACAUAACCUGGAUAAAUGCAGAUUUAAGAAGAACGGGCUGGUGAAACAUUGCUCCGGAACCAUCUCCUUGGACGUUACUCGGCCCUCUGUCAAUAUUUCUUGUAGUGGGCCUGAAGAUAUGAAGAGUGGUGGUUUUUUGCAUCGAAUUAUUCGGAGUUUUGCAAAUUUCAUUUAUAAAAAAUAUAGAAUCCUGCUGGACAAAUACAGGAAACUGCGGGACACUUUUUCUGGAUCAGGUGACAAGAAGGAGUAG